AAUGGGGCAAAAAGGCGGCUGCUGGCAUUGUAGUGCUGUUGCUUCUAGUCACGACCUGCCUCUUUGUCACGAUGAUGGUCAACAAUGAAUCAAUGCUCACGAAGAAUGGAAGUAAAGGAGGUGAUGGUUUGGAUGUCUAUGGAUCCACACACACGCAUGCGGGUCAAUGGCUGACUGGAUUUCUCUUCGGGUACUUCUUGCACCUGAAUCGUGGAAGGAAGCUCCAGCUAAGCCGCAUCCAAGUUUAGGGCUCCUCCUCUAACCAUACUCGAGGAGUCUCUCUACUACACGCUUACCCGGGUGGGCUGGCCCCUAGCGCUGUGUUGGAUCAUCUUUGCCUGCAUGCAGGGCUAUGGCGGUCUGGCAGACAGUUUCCUAUCCUCGCCAUUGUGGCAGCCACUCUCGAGACUCUCCUAUUCCGUGUACAUCUGGAAUAUGUUCACUCUGGAAGUAAACAGCAGAAUUCUACGGACCAAUACAUAUUUUUCGAACUACAACUUUAUGCUUAAUUUCUGGUCUGUCAUUGGGAUCACUAUUUUGAUGUCGUAUGUGUUUUAUGUUAUCAUUGAGGCUCCUUUUGGCGGACUCGAUAGUCUUCUACGAACCCGGCAGCCACGAUCUCCAAGCGAACAAAAGCAGUCGUCAGUAGAUGUCCAGCAGGAUCAGUUUAAUGUCGGAAGGAAUCUGGAUGAACCUGAAAAGCCUAAGGAAGAAGCCACAACGACUGUUUCAGAAUAG
Molecule: messenger RNA, 738 nt
Organism: Drosophila persimilis
Lineage: Eukaryota; Metazoa; Arthropoda; Insecta; Diptera; Drosophilidae
Exons: 3
Coding region: 343-738 (131 amino acids)
Source: RefSeq, a predicted model, not a curated record